Plasmodium malariae is the source of this 699-nucleotide messenger RNA. Its product is annotated as Plasmodium exported protein, unknown function. The coding region runs from base 1 to 699 and encodes 232 amino acids. The record is from RefSeq and is a predicted model, not a curated record. Lineage: Eukaryota; Apicomplexa; Aconoidasida; Haemosporida; Plasmodiidae. The transcript is spliced from 2 exons.
AUGUAUUUAUUUUAUAUUAAUCUUUUUAUAUAUACUUUAUUCCUUUCGAUUUUACAAUUAUUGAAUAAUAGGAAAUUAUAUUUAAAAAAUAAUAGAUCUUUAUCAGAACGUGAUUACAAUAUUAAUAAAGAUAAGCAGGUAAAAGAAAGACCACCUUAUAGUGAUAGUGAUGUAUUAGAAUCAGAUGGUGAAUUAGAACAAAAUAUAAAAACAUAUUUACAUAGUGAAGAUGAAGGACAUUUAACAAACGUUAAUACUAACUUUAAUGGAACUAAAAAUUCAAUAAGAGGAGUUAAUACUGCUAAUGAUAAAAAUAAAGUAUUAAGUAAAGUUUUAUCAGACAUUAAGAAUUGCGAUGAUUGUAAUUAUGAGGAAAUAAAAAAAUAUAUAAAAGAAAAUGUUGAUGAAAAGCAUGUUGAAAAAUUAACUUCGUUAGUAGAUGAACUGCAAAAUUCUAAGAAAGAACAAAAAAAUGUGAAGAUUAUAUUGGCAAGCCAAAUGAAUAAUAUUAGGAAAAAAAUGCGGAAGAAUAUCGUGCUUUUUCUUAUAUUAACCCCAGUCAUAGCACUUCUAUCUUCUGUACAUUUGUUUACAGUAACGGUACCAGAAAUUAUAAAAGCUUAUACUUCGACUGUACUUGCACGUAUCUACGUAAUAUUUGAUCCUUGUCAAAGAACAUAUGUUGUAUCUGUUUUAUAA